CCGCGUCGACCGCAUAUAAUCGCCAGUAGCCAACCUAACGCGUGCGAAAAGUCCAAACAAUCCAAAUUCGUGUCAAUUGAACUCGUCAAAUUCACACCUGUCCUUCUAAGCUAUAUCCGAAGUCCAAUUAACAGCAUGGGGUCCCUCCACCCAACCAAGAAGACAAUGAAGGCGCAACAAUACGACGCGCGCGACAACGCGCUCCACCUCAACGAAAUCCCCAUCCCUUCGCCCCGCGCGCACGAACUCCUCGUCAAAGUCGCCUGCGCCUCGCUCUGCCACUCGGACGUCAUGCUCUUCGAGCCCAACGACCAAGGCCUGAUCCUGGGCAGCAACCCGUGCGUGACCAUCGGGCACGAGGGCUCCGGCUUCGUCGUGGCGUCCGGCUCCGCCGACCUGGGCUUCAAAGCCGGCGACAAGGUCGGCUUCCUGUGCGCGGUCGACUGCUGCUUCGACUGCUACGCGUGCCGGAACGUGCACAACAGCUGGUGCGUGACGGGGAACACGAAGAUGCAGGGGUUCACGGUGGACGGGUACUUUCAGGAGUAUGUGUGUGUGGAUGCGCGCGCGGCGAUGGUGCUGCCGGAGGGGCUGGAUGUGUAUAAGGCGGCGCCGCUGUUUUGUGCGGGGGUUACGGCGUUUCAUGGGGUCGAGGAUUGUCAUCUGGAGGAGGGGAAGUGGAUGGCGGUGGUGGGGUGUGGGGGGUUGGGGCAUCUGGGGAUUAUGUAUGCGAAGGCAAUGGGCCUCAAAGUCAUCGGCCUCGACAUCGCGCCUCAGGCCCUCGACGCCGCGAAAGAAUCAGGCGCCGAUCACGUCUUCAAUACCAUGACGGACAAGGACUGGCAGAAGAAGAUUAUCGAGUUGACCGACGGUGGUGUGGAUGCGGCUGUGAACUUCACGGCUUCGAAGAAAUCGUACGAUGACGCGCCGGCUAUCAUCCGCCCUGGGUCUGGAAUCCUGAUGGUGGUUGGAAUCCCACAGAAGCCUAUUGAACUGAAUGCGUUGGAUAUUGCGUUAGGCAGGUAUCGGGUGCUAGGGAGUAACAAUGGGACAUGCUAUAAUAUGCGGUCGUGUAUUGAGUUCAGCGCCAAACACAACAUCAAUGCACAUCUAACACACUACAAGCUGGAGGAGGUGCCGAAGAUGAUUGAGCUGAUGAACUCGCAUAAAGCCCAAGGGAGGAUGGGCGUUAGGUUUGACUAGAUUAAUUAGUUUAGCACAAUGGACAUCCAAAUACUCU
This is a messenger RNA of Mytilinidion resinicola, 1240 nucleotides long. RefSeq names its product GroES-like protein. The transcript is spliced from 5 exons. Gene Ontology annotation, molecular function: oxidoreductase activity. The record is from RefSeq and is a predicted model, not a curated record. Lineage: Eukaryota; Fungi; Ascomycota; Dothideomycetes; Mytilinidiales; Mytilinidiaceae. Bases 136 to 1203 code for a protein of 355 amino acids.